AUGACAAUCAAAGCUGGGUUAUGGGAAGUUAAUGAUCAGGUUUUACAAGUACGAAAUUGGGUUUCAAACUUUCGACCAUCAUCACAGAGAACAUCUAAAGCUCAAGUUUGGGCUAGAUUACCUGGUUUAGGUUUGGAAUUCUGGAAAGAAGAAAUUCUUUUUAAAUUCUGUAAGGAAAUUGGUAUUCCUAUUAAAAUUGAUGUUGCAACAACAAAAUGGGAGGUUGGUUAUUAUGCAAAUGUGUUGGUUGAAAUUGCUCAAUACAUUCCUCACAAAAUUUGGAUUGGUACAAAGCUUGGAGGUUUCUUUCAGGAUAUAUUGAUUCUAGAUUAUCCAAAAUUUUGUCAGAAUUGCAAGAUUAUUGGUCACUUAACUACAAAAUGUCGAGUUGAGCAGAAUAAAGCUAAAUCAAACAAUACAGGGGAAGGCAGUGCUCAGAAGCAAUUAUUCACACCAAAAAAGCAUCAACAAAUUCCAUUUGAUAUUUGCAAUGGUCCAGAAUGUAUAAGUGAAGAUUCAGUUGUUAAUGUUAUUCAUGUAACACCAAGUAUCAAAACUGCAACUGGUAAUGUUCUACACAAAGGUGCAUUUAGUUCUCUUGAAGUUGAAGAAGGUGAAAUUGGAGAAGAAGUUGUUAUUAAAGAAGUACCAACAAUUUCAACUCCAAAGGAUGUUGAUAAACUUAAGAAUACUAAUGUCAAUUAUGUGGACGGAAAAACUGGUCAAGUAUCAAAUGAAGCUGUUAAAGUUAUCUCUUGGUCCAAAAUAGUAGAGAAGGAAAUGGUCUCUAAUACUGCUUCAUCCUCUCUUAUUCCAAGUCCAUCUGAUCCAACAAAGGUAACAAAACAUGCUCCUACUAAUAACAAGUAUAAUUUCAGAAAAAAUCAAGGAAAAGGGGGUGCCAAAAACCCUCCUCCUGUUAAAUGA
Molecule: messenger RNA, 927 nt
Organism: Papaver somniferum (opium poppy)
Lineage: Eukaryota; Viridiplantae; Streptophyta; Magnoliopsida; Ranunculales; Papaveraceae
Exons: 1
Coding region: 1-927 (308 amino acids)
Source: RefSeq, a predicted model, not a curated record